Psylliodes chrysocephalus is the source of this 546-nucleotide messenger RNA. The record is from the annotation of a GenBank genome assembly. NCBI's taxonomy places the organism in Eukaryota, Metazoa, Arthropoda, Insecta, Coleoptera, Chrysomelidae.
AUGCCGCAGAGAAAUGAACUACCCCUUCGCCACCUUUUUCAACAUUUAGAUGGACAAUACUCUGGACCCCGAGAAUUUUCAGGUCCUAUUGAGCGGAUGUUAGAAUCAUGUAUAAAACUAAGCCUAGCUAAUUUUGAAAAACGUAAUGGAUGUUUACCUGCUGUUCCUCAAGCCGUUUCCAAAGAUUUCAGUACAGAUCAAAAAUAUCCCUUCGAGAUAUGGCAUGCUGUUGUUAAUGGUGACUGCUUAAAAAGUUUAGUCAGACGAAACCCAGUGCAAAAUCUACUAUUUAGCAGUGAUUCUUCUUCCGAUGAAGCAAAUGUGCCACAAAGGCAAAGAAAGUUAUAUAGGAAGAGACUAAGACUGGGAGAAGAAGAUAUUGAAAGAGAACUAUUUCUAGAAAAUGAAGAACCAGACGAAAACCUCACUGAGCUCGACAAUGAUGUGUUCCAGAACGAUGCAGCUGGAAGACAAAUGGCCGAAAACAGAUUUCGGGAAAUUAUACAACAUUUUAUGUAUAUAACAAAUUUUAACUUAUUGUCCUGA